Messenger RNA from Opisthorchis viverrini, 210 nucleotides. RefSeq lists its product as hypothetical. The record is from RefSeq and is a predicted model, not a curated record. Lineage: Eukaryota; Metazoa; Platyhelminthes; Trematoda; Opisthorchiida; Opisthorchiidae. The transcript has a single exon. Bases 1 to 210 code for a protein of 69 amino acids.
AUGCAAAUGUUCUUACGGGACAGGCGUAGAAUGCUGGUCGUCAAAAUGUUCAUCCAAGACCUUACCCACUCAGUCACGCGAGCCAAUGAGAAGCCGAAGCACAAAACUAUCCAGUUAUCUGUGAAGUUUGGUUGCGCGCGUGGCAGACGUCAUACCGGAGCCCAAGUUGUUUUCACUUCUGCACACCAAAAGCGAAGUGCUGUUGUGUAA